AUGAUGUCUAGCGUUUGGUUUGGAACCGGAAAGCUAAAGAACAUGAACGCCUAUCUAACCCCGUUUGUGACCGAAGUCAAAGAACUGUUGAAGAAUGGAUUCACGUACACAUUAAAUGGUCAAACAUACAAGAAAAGAGUUUUUACUUUGAUGGUUGUAUGUGAUUCUGUUGCUCGGCCGCUCGUACAAUGCACUACACAAUUCAAUGGCAAUUAUGGGUGCGGCUUAUGCCUAUAUCCUGGAGAAUCAAUUGAAAAGGGUCAAGGAUUCGCUAGAGUUUACCCUGUUAUCAACGGGGAAUUUUUUGGUGAAGGCUUACGAAGUCAUGAGCAGACGUUGAUUCAUACCGAGGAAAAAACUCAAGAAAAGAAGAAAAGAAUCAAGAGAAAGUCGAUUUUAUGUGACAUACCAAAUUAUGACAUCAUAAAAAAUCUAGACGUAGAUUGGAUGCAUUGUGUUGCAUUAGGUGUUUCUCGCCAAUUUGCAAAUCUCUGGUUUGAUUCAAAAAAUUCUGGUGAAGCAUUUUAUUUUGGAGACAAAAUUGAUCAAGUAGAUUCGUAUAUUCAUUCUCUUUCUCCAACGAGUGAUUUCUCCAGGAUACCACGAGGACUAAAAGAUCGGGUUCACAUGAAAGCUCACGAAUUGUUCGUAGAGCAUUGGGCAUUAUUGGUUGAGGGCAUUUCAAUUUUGACUAAAAAAUCAAUAAUGAAGUCCGAAAUAGUUUAUGCCGAUAAAUGCUUGAAAGAAUUUAUUGUUGGAGUUGAAUCAUUGUAUGGCAAAAUGUAUCUCAGCUUCAACGUUCAUCUUCUGGUACAUUUAGCGAUAAGUGUAGAAAAUUGGGGACCUCUGUUUACACACAGCGCCUUUAUAUAUGAAGAUUUCAACCAAAUAAUUGAAAACUCGAUUAAGAGCCUCAAUGGAGUAUCAAUACAGAUUUGUGACUCGUUUCGACUCAAGUGCGUUAUUGACCGACUGCGGAAUAUAUGCCAAAAUGAUUUAAAUAAUAAACAAAACCAGUUCUUGAAUCGACUUCUCAACAAAAAAUCAAGACCUAUCUCUAAUCUGCAGCUAGGAGAUUGUAAAGUGUUGGGAAAACCUGUUAUUUUAAGUAAUCUGAAAAAAAUCUACAGUCUAGCACUUCGCCGGUUAAAUGUUGAUUUUCAUACAAGUACGGUAAUCUACAGCUUCAAGAGAUGCAUCAUAAACCAAGUGACCAGUAAAACUUACAAUCGCGAAAAAAAACGUAGCAACUGUACUGUAAUUUUGAAAAACGGUCAAAUUUUUGGAAUUGAAAAUUUAAUUGGAUUGAGACAGAGUGACAAUACAAGCAGCUAUUUAAUUGGUCGAUAUUACGUAUUAAAAAAUAAAUCACUGAUAAGAGACAGGAAACUUGACCACUUGAUACCAUUAGCCGAAAAAUUAAAAAUUAUAACUGCCGUAGAAAGUGACAUGGUAGUGCAAAAAGUAAUGAUUAUUAAAUUGGAUGACAAUCACUGUGUUGUUUACGCCCAUUCAUGCAGCUCAGAGAUGUUAUCAUAA
Cotesia congregata is the source of this 1539-nucleotide messenger RNA. The record is from the annotation of a GenBank genome assembly. NCBI's taxonomy places the organism in Eukaryota, Metazoa, Arthropoda, Insecta, Hymenoptera, Braconidae.